AUGGCAGUGCUACUGAGCAAGUGGCGGCGGCAGGUGCAGUGGGGCAAGCAGCAGUGGAGCUGUGCCCGGCAAGUGCAGCUGCGAAAGCAGGUUCUGUCUCCCGUGCACUCUGGCUGGGUCUCCACUGCAGUGACCUCCGAGGGGCUCCGGGAGAGGGGGGUAGCAUUUGGUGCUGGUUGGCAGGUGAAGCAGAUCAUGGAGGAGGCCGUCACACGGAAGUUUGUCCACGAAGACAGCAGCCACAUCAUCUCCUUCUGUGCGGCUGUGGAGGCCUGCGUCUUGCACGGGCUGCGGCGGCGGGCGGCUGGCUUCCUGCGCAGCAACAAGAUCGCGGCUCUCUUCAUGAAGGUGGGCAAGAGCUUCCCGCCAGCUGACGAGCUGAGCCGCAAGGUCCAGGACCUGGAGCAGCUGAUAGAGAACGCGCGAAACCAGAUCCAGGGCCUCCAGGAGAAUGUGCGGAAGCUGCCGAAGCUACCCAACCUGUCCCCACUUGCCAUCAAGCACCUGUGGAUCCGCACGGCCUUGUUUGAGAAGGUCCUGGACAAAAUUGUGCAUUACCUUGUGGAAAACAGCAGUAAAUACUACGAAAAGGAAGCACUCCUGAUGGACCCUGUGGAUGGCCCCAUCCUUGCGUCUUUGUUGGUGGGGCCCUGUGCCUUGGAAUACACCAAGAUGAAGACGGCGGAUCACUUCUGGACCGACCCCUCUGCCGACGAGCUCGUCCAGAGGCACCGCAUCCACAGCUCGCACCUGCGACAGGACUCGCCCACCAAGCGCCCCGCCCUCUGCAUCCAGAAGAGGCUUUCGAGUGGCAGCAUGGAUGACCGCCCAUCCCUCUCCGCCCGCGACUAUGUGGAGUCCCUGCACCAGAACUCCAGGGCCACCCUGCUCUAUGGCAAGAACAACGUUCUCGUUCAGCCGAGGGAUGACAUGGAGGCUGUCCCAGGGUACCUGUCCCUGCACCAGACUGCUGACCUCAUGACCCUGAAGUGGACACCCAACCAGCUGAUGAAUGGGUCUGUGGGAGAUCUGGACUAUGAGAAGAGCGUCUAUUGGGACUAUGCCAUGACCAUACGCCUGGAGGAGAUCGUCUACCUGCACUGCCACCAACAAGUGGACAGCGGCGGGACGGUGGUGCUGGUCAGCCAGGACGGGAUCCAGAGGCCACCCUUCCACUUCCCCAAGGGAGGGCACCUCCUGCAGUUCCUCUCAUGCCUGGAGAACGGGCUGCUCCCCCACGGGCAGCUGGACCCACCACUCUGGUCUCAGCGGGGGAAGGGCAAAGUAUUUCCCAAACUGCGCAAGCGAAGCCCUCAGGGUUCUGCCGAGUCCACAGCUUCAGACAAGGAAGAUGACGAGGCCACGGAUUACGUGUUCAGGAUCAUCUACCCCAGCCUGCAGUCCGAGUUCGUUGUUCCCGACCCCUUGGGCAGCACAUCCUCGGUCUCCGUGGGCCCUGCCUGGAUGGUGGUUCCUGUGGGCCGGUCCAUGCUGGUGGUGGCCAGGGCCAGUCGGUGGGCCCAAACCAGAUGGGACGCCACCCUUCCCAUACCAGGCUUGAAGCAGCAGCCCCCCAUGCCCCAGGACCUGAUGGAUGUCUCCAUGAGCAACCUGCCAUCCCUAUGGCAACCCAGUACCCACAAAUCCUCUUGCUCAUCCUGUUCACAGAGUGGCUCAGGCGAUGGUGGCUCAACCAAUGGCUGCAAACAUGAGAGGGCUCCCCUGAAGCUUCUCUGUGACAACAUGAAGUACCAGAUCCUUUCCAGAGCCUUCUAUGGAUGGCUUGCCUACUGCAGACACCUGUCCACCGUGAGGACCCACCUGUCAGCCCUGGUCAAUCACAUGAUUGUGUCUCCAGACUUGCCCUGCGAUGCUGGACACGGGCUGACGGCCGGGAUCUGGGAGCAGUACCUUCAGGACAGCACAAGUUACGAGGAGCAGGAGCUGCUGCGCCUUAUCUACUAUGGGGGCAUCCAGCCCGAGAUCCGCAAGGCCGUGUGGCCCUUCCUGCUGGGCCACUACCAGUUCGGGAUGACAGAAACGGAAAGGAAGGAGGUGGACGAGCAGAUUCAUGCCUGCUAUGCACAGACCAUGUCCGAAUGGCUGGGCUGUGAGGCAAUUGUGCGGCAGAGGGAGCGGGAGUCCCACGCAGCCGCCCUGGCCAAAUGCUCAUCAGGGGCCAGCCUGGAUGGUCCCCUGCACCGGAUGAUGCACAGGGACUCCACCAUCAGCAACGAGUCCUCCCAGAGCUGCAGUUCUGGCCACCAGAACAUCCGCCUGCAGAGCGACUCCAGCAGCAGCACACAGGUGUUCGAGUCUGUGGACGAAGUGGAGCAGGUGGAGACAGAGGGCAGGUUGGAGGAGAAACAGCCCAAGAUCCCCAAUGGGAACCUGGUGAAUGGCACCUGUUCCCCGGACUCCGGCCAUCCUUCCUCCCACAACUUCUCCUCUGGCCUCUCGGAGCACUCGGAGCCCAGCCUGAGCACCGAGGACAGUGUCAUGGACGCCCAGCGCAGUGCCUCCCUGGUGCUGCGACCUGGGGACAGCAGCGUGGACGAAGGGCAGAGUAGCGAGGCCACCACUUCCCGGGACGAGGCUCCCCGUGAGCAACUGGCCGUGCAGGACAGCCUGGAGAGUGACCUCCUCGCCAAUGAGAGCAUGGACGAGUUCAUGUCCAUCGCAGGCAGCAUGGACGUGGCUCUGCCUGAAAAGGAGGGCCCCCCGAUGGAGGGCUGGGGGGGCAGCGAGGCGAAGUGCAGCCGGGCGGACAGUGAGGACAACCUCUCAGAGGAGCCCGAGAUGGAGAGUCUCUUCCCGGCCUUGGCUUCUCUGGCCGUGAGCACAGCUGCCAACAACGAGGCGUCCCCCGUGUCAUCCAGCGGUGUCACCUACUCCGUGUUAAGAGAAAAAAGUUCCUCGGGCAGUGGUGGAGUUGAUGGUUUCUCCUGUGCUCUUUCCCCAGAGGCCCUCACCUUCAGCUGCUUCACGGAGCUUAUGAAGAGAAUGAACCAGAACUUCCCCCAUGGAGGCGCGAUGGACACACACUUUGCCAACAUGCGGUCACUAAUCCAGAUCCUGGACUCAGAGCUCUUUGAGCUGAUGCAUCAGAAUGGAGACUACACUCACUUCUACUUCUGCUACCGCUGGUUCCUGCUGGAUUUCAAACGAGAACUUGUCUAUGAUGAUGUCUUCUCUGUCUGGGAGACCAUUUGGGCAGCCAAACACGUCUCAUCCACCCACUACGUCCUGUUCAUCGCGUUGGCUCUGGUGGAGGUCUACCGUGACAUCAUCUUAGAGAACAACAUGGAUUUCACAGACAUCAUCAAGUUCUUUAAUGAAAUGGCCGAGCGACACAACACCAAGCAGAUCCUGAAGCUGGCCCGGGACCUCGUGUACAAGGUGCAGACUCUGAUUGAGAACAAGUGAGGGCCGCCUCACCCGGGCAGCCUCAGCCAAGCUGCCACCUGCCUGUCGUGCCCACUUUUCCUCCCAGCCACCUGGGGAGCGAGGUCCUGGUGUCUGUCUGUGAGCAUGGACUUCUGUGCAAAGAGAAACUGGCCCGACUUUGGCCGCCGGGCAGGUGGGGUCGAGGGCUUGCCCCUUGAGUUCAGCCUUACGUUUUCCUGUUUGACCAAAGAUCGCCCGUGUCUGGGAUUUCUCCUUGCGGGAACUGUCGGUGGAUGGAGGGAACAUCUUUGUUCAAGGCCUCCAGACGUCUUCUCUGUUCUUCUCUCCCCAUCCCUCCAGACUGUCUUGUCAGAUGAGACUUGGGAUGGGAUUGUUUUGGAAGUUGGUGUAGGAGUCUGUGGGGUGCCCUCUGUACUCUGGAUGGGGCCUUUGCAGAUGUUCCAGAACAGCCUGGAAGACCGGCUGGCCGCAAGGUUUCUGCACUUAGCACUGUUGACAUGUGGACUGGGUCAUCCUUUUUGGGGGGCGGGGGGUGGGAGGGUGUUCUGCACAUUGUAGGAUGUUGAGCAGCAUCCCUGGCCUCUACCCACCAGAUGCUAGUAGUACCCUCCUCCCCACCCCAUUGUGACAACCCAGAAUGUCCCGGAUAUUGCCAAAUGUCCCCACUGGCUUAGAGGAGGGGCUACCAGUGAAUCACCCAACCGGUUCUCUUUCUACCUAAGCUGCCUGUGUCCCGAGGCCCCCUCCCAUUUAGGAAAGGCACGCGGGAGGCCUCACACGUUUCCCCUUGAGGGGUGAGAUUCUGUCCGCUGUAUUCUCUCAUUUUUCUCCUCCACCUGACUCUGGGAGAGACUUCUUUUCAAGAAGGGAGUCUUCCUGCAGGGCUGUGGGAUCCCAGAAGUGUCUGCAGGUGGGAGACAGUCCGGGGCUCUUCUGGGUUUCACCCAGAGCCCCCUGUGUUCCCCCCAGGAAAGACUGCCUCUCCUUCCACAUGUGGGGUCUGGUGCUCCCGGAGCUUGGAAUGUGUGUGUUGGUGCAGCUGUUCCCCAAGUGCCCUUGCUCACUCAGGACGAAGGAAGAGGAAGACAGAGGGCAGCCAGGGUGAUGUGUGUGUUUUCCACGGUGGCUCAGUCAGGAAAUGGUCCCCGCCACGUCUUCUCUCAAAGGGUCGCCAGUCCACAAACAGAUCCUGAGUUCGGUGGCUCAGCUGCCCACCUGUCCUCCAGGAAAGUGGACCUGCUCACUCCGUUCUGAUAAUGCACCGGAAUCGGGGGCAACAGAGCCGGGGAACUGCUCUU
Molecule: messenger RNA, 4706 nt
Organism: Myotis brandtii (Brandt's bat)
Lineage: Eukaryota; Metazoa; Chordata; Mammalia; Chiroptera; Vespertilionidae
Gene: SGSM1
Product: small G protein signaling modulator 1
Exons: 25
Coding region: 1-3426 (1141 amino acids)
Molecular function (GO): GTPase activator activity
Source: RefSeq, a predicted model, not a curated record